Molecule: messenger RNA, 534 nt
Organism: Cokeromyces recurvatus
Lineage: Eukaryota; Fungi; Mucoromycota; Mucoromycetes; Mucorales; Mucoraceae
Exons: 4
Source: RefSeq, a predicted model, not a curated record
GAUACUUUCGAUCCAAUCAUUCAUGCCGAUUUAAAUUUUACUGAUACCUUGUGUACCCAUUUUCCACGCAACCCAUUACUUCAAAAGCAAUUAGAAAGAAAUGCAGGCUUUUUGACUACUAUACCCAUCUUGCACAACUUAUUUGUAUCAAGAAAUGACAUACUCGAUAUGCAAUGGGUUGUGAAAAAUGCAAGUGCGACAGGCAAUAUAAAGCGGGAUGGCGUUGUAUUUGUAGUAGGAAAUAAGAUGGUGACGCCUAUGUUUGUGGAGCUUUCUGGGGGAAUUAAUUUUAACAGCACUGAUAAAAAAGAAAUGGAUGAUGAAAAGAAGCUCCUAAUAGCUAACAUAUUUAAAUUAGACAUGGUAUUAUAUUUUGAAUCAUUAACUUACUUUGAUGACUAUUAUGUCAAAAGAACUCAUUUUGUUGUUCCUUGUCCCUCAACAUGCUCCAAAUUAAUUGACUUUGUUGCUAAGAUACCUCAGAUAUUUGAAUAUCGCCAAGGAAUUCUUAACUUGAUAAAAGAAAUGAAAUAA